Syngnathoides biaculeatus (alligator pipefish) is the source of this 1179-nucleotide messenger RNA. Its product is annotated as V-type proton ATPase subunit d 1-like. NCBI's taxonomy places the organism in Eukaryota, Metazoa, Chordata, Actinopteri, Syngnathiformes, Syngnathidae. The transcript has 8 exons. Gene Ontology annotation, biological process: vacuolar acidification; proton transmembrane transport; vacuolar transport. Bases 103 to 1176 code for a protein of 357 amino acids. Gene Ontology annotation, cellular component: lysosomal membrane; proton-transporting V-type ATPase, V0 domain; plasma membrane proton-transporting V-type ATPase complex. The record is from RefSeq and is a predicted model, not a curated record. Gene Ontology annotation, molecular function: proton-transporting ATPase activity, rotational mechanism.
GAUGUGAACACAUGACCGUUAGUCAGAGUCUGAAUCAGAGAGAGGUUUUCUUUCAGAAGCGAAGCACCAGCACAGCGCAACAACACUCGGGCUACAUGCAGGAUGGCAGAAAGUUCAUCAGAACUGACGUUUAAUAUCGACCACGGUUAUCUGGAGGGUCUGGUACGCGGACUAAAAACUGGGCUCCUUACUCACACUGACUAUCACAAUCUGGCCCAGUGUGACACACUCGAAGAUAUGAAACUGCACCUUCAGAACACAGACUACGGCAAGCUGCUGUCCUCAGCUGGGGAGGAGGACCUAACCGUGUCUAUGGUAGACCGCAAACUGAGGGACAACCUGGUCACGGAAUUCAACUGCCUCCGCUCCAACAGUCUGCCACCGCUCUCCACCUUCCUUGACUAUAUCACCUACAGCUACAUGAUUGACAAUGUGGUGUUGCUGAUCACGGGGACCCUGAAACACAGGCAGGUGGAGGAACUUCUCCCACGGUGUCACCCACUCGGCGCAUUUGACCAAAUGGCGGCGGUGGGCCUCGCCCGCACCCCGACCGAACUCUACACGGCCAUCCUGGUCGACACUCCGCUGGGUCAGUUUUUCCAGGACGCAGUUUCUGAGUCGAGCUUGGAUGAGAUGGAGGCGGAAAUAUUGAGGAAUAAACUUCAUAAGGCAUAUUUGGAGUCUUUCCACUCGUUCUGCAAGAACAUUGGCGGUACCACAAAGGAUAUCAUGUGUCCCAUCUUGGAGUUCGAGGCAGACAGACGGGCCUUCAUCAUAACGGUGAACUCCUUCGGGACGGACCUGAGUAGCGCAGACAGAAGUUCGUUGUAUCCAUCUUGUGGUAAACUUUACCCUGAAGGGUUGCAAUUACUGUCCAAAGUAGAAGAGCGUGAACAAGUCAAAGCGAUCGCCGACUGUUACCCGGAGUACAAGAUCGUUUUUGAGAACCCAGACCCAGAAUUAGAUUUCAAGACACUGGAAGACAAAUUCUUUCAGGAAGAGGUGAGGCUGAACACACUCGUGUUCCUCCAGCAGUUCCACUUUGGCGUGUUUUAUUCCUACAUCAAGCUGAAGGAGCAGGAGAUUCGCAACAUUAUCUGGAUCGCAGAGUGUGUCACGCAGAGACAAAAGUCCAAGAUACAUAAUUACAUCCACACAUUUCAGUGUGCAAAUUAAGCG